GAAGAAGAAGAAGAAGAAGAAGAAGAAGAAGAACGCAGUUAUUAUUAUUAGUGAUGGUGUUUGUAUGUACGUGUACUGACAGUGCUCGUUCAUGGGUAUUUAGUUAGCUUUAAGUUUUGGGUAGGAAGGACAGUUGGGAUUGUUUUAAAAUUAAACAGCUACAGCUUUAGUGAUUCUGCGUUAUUUUACAUACCUAUGGUUGUAUAAGCGGUAACACGAGUGCAUUGUGGGAUGCAGGGGGGCGCCUGUGAGUCUGGCGCAGUUCGCUCUAAAUCCUCCAGGCCACACACAGCAGUGUAGCGCACCUUUCAGACCAUAUUUAACAGCUUUAAAUAAUACAGAUAGACAGUGCAUUCGAAACAUUAAAACCAAUAUUUAGUUUGUUUUAAGUAGCUCGUUGUUCAUUCCGCACAUUAAAUGAAAGAAUGCCGAAUUUCUGUGCGGCCCCGAAUUGCACCAGGAAAAGCACCCAGUCCGACUUGGCUUUCUUUAGGUUUCCCAGAGACCCAAGAAGAUGCAGUCUCUGGGUGGAGAAUUGUCGAAGAGAAGAUUUGGAAGAUAAAACGCCUGACCAGCUGAAUAAGCACUACAGGCUGUGUGCAAAACACUUUGAGCCUUCGAUGAUAUGCAAAACUAGCCCUUACAGGACUGUUCUAAAAGACAAUGCCGUGCCAACUGUAUUUGACUUGACCAGCCACCUGAACAACCCACACAGCCGGCACCGCAAGAGAAUCAAGGUUCUGAGUGAUGAAGAAUUAAGGAAAAUGACGGCGAGAAUUGAAAACUGUGGUGAGCAAGAACAGCUAAAGAAUGACACACAGAACGAGGCUCAGUUCGAAGAGAUCGAGGAAGAUCAUCCGCCAAUCACCCCGCAGGAGAAAGAAGUCAAAGAUUACCUGAAGUCGCUGUUCGACAUCUUGGUCCUGAUGGGAAAGCAGAAUAUCCCCUUGAACGGCCAUGGGGAGGAGGGGGUGGAGGAGAGCGGAGCUUUUACCCCCAGCAACUUCCAGUCCCUGCUAGAGUCCCGCAUCACCGCGGGAGACGAGGUCCUGCGCAGGAGGUUUGAGAUGACGGCGGUGAACGUGGAGUACUGCCCCGUUACCCAGCAGAGGCAGAUGCUGGAGGUGUGUGAGAGCUGCCUGCGGGAGGAGCUGCUCAGGGAGGUGAGAGAGAGCCGUUUCUUCUCCCUGGUCACCGACGAAGCGGUGGAGAUCAGUGGGGAGGACCACCUCCCCGUCUUUCUGCGCUUCGUGGACGAGUCCAACAACCUCCGGGAGGAGUUUGCCGGGUUCCUCCCCUGCGAGGAGGACGAGGACGCUGUGUUCGUGAGCCUCCACACGGAGAUUACUGAGAAAUGGGGACUGAACCUGGAAUACUGCCGGGGCCAGUCUCACGUGAACUCCGGAGACUACGCCUUGAAGUUGAAAGCAGUGGCUUCCAAGCUGACGGAGAAGUACCCUUUGGCGGUGUGCACGCCUUGCUCGACGUGCGCUCUGAACAUUUGGCUGGCGAAGGCCUUGCCCCUGGCAGGAGUUCAGAUGGUGCUGGGCACUCUGAAGAUCAUCAGCUCCUUUUUUAGCAAGUCACCGCAGCUGCUGUCCGAGCUGGAGAACGCUAUCGCCACCAUCCACCAGGCCAACGAGGAGAGGGCCGACGAGCUCAGAGAGAUUUGCCGCACCCAGUGGAUAGAGAGACAUGAUGCUUUUGAAGUGGCUGUGGAUCUGUUGGAGCCGCUGCUGCUGUGCAUGGACAGCGUGAACGGCAACGCAAAUUUCAGCCGCCACGUUGCCUUCGAGGCCUACUCAAUUUCCGUGAACUUGGAAGAGUUUGAGUUCGUCGUGACCCUGGUGGUGUUGAAAAAUGCGCUUUCCUUCACCAGAGCGUUUGGCAAGAACCUGCAAGGGAACACCCUAGAUGUGUUCUUCGCCGCCAGCAGCUUGACGGCGGUCUUGCACUCUCUGAACGAGGUCAUGGAAAACAUUGAGGUGUACCAUGAGUUCUGGUUCGAGGAAGCCACCAAUUUAGCAGCCAAAAUGGAAAUCCCAGUAAAACUGCCCCGGUUGUACCUUCGGCAGCAUCGCCCGGAGCCCGGCUUUGAACUGCUUCCAGAAAGCUACUAUAAGGAAUCCCUGAGCAUCCCGCUCGUCAGCCGUGUCAUUCAGGAGCUGAAAGAGAUCUUCUCGGAAACCCACCUGAAAGCUCUGAAGUGCUUGUCCCUGGUCCCAUCGGUCAUGGGGCAGAUGAAGUUCAACACGUCGGAGGAAAGCAACGCGGACCUGUACAGGAACGACCUCCCGAACCCGGACACGCUCCCUGCGGAGCUCCACUGCUGGAGGAUCAAGUGGAAGCACAGGGGCAAGGACGUGGACCUGCCCUCCACCAUCUACCAGACUCUUCAGCUCUCAGAGGUGAAGUUCUUCCCCAACGUCUACUCCUUCCUGCGAGUUCUCUGCACCCUGCCGGUCAUCAAGGUGGAGAGCAGCAAAUAUGACUGCGGGAGGAAGCGCCUGAGGGCUUACCUCUCCGACACGCCCGCCAAUCACAGGUCCAAGAGCCUGGCUCUGCUCAACAUCAACUAUGAGGUUCGGCACGAUCUGGACUUGAUGGUUGAUACCUAUUCAAAAAUGUACCCAGAGAAAGCAGAUGAGCAGUAGCAAAGACUUGGGGUUGUCACGUCUCCCUUUUGUGGGGGGAGAAUUUGGACUGUGUUUGUUUUUCUUUUGUUUUAUAUUCUGAUAUCCUAGGUUGGAUCUUUCUGCGUUUUUGUUUUCAAAAUGGUAAGAGUACAAAUAAAUGACUGAUGGAUCCUCA
Molecule: messenger RNA, 2811 nt
Organism: Polyodon spathula (Mississippi paddlefish)
Lineage: Eukaryota; Metazoa; Chordata; Actinopteri; Acipenseriformes; Polyodontidae
Product: 52 kDa repressor of the inhibitor of the protein kinase-like
Exons: 5
Coding region: 426-2654 (742 amino acids)
Source: RefSeq, a predicted model, not a curated record